CUGUGGCAGUGAUGGCCUUGGUGUGUUUUUAAAACAUUAUUUUAUUGGCUCAUCAAAGACUUUACACACAUUUUAAAACAAAUGGAAGUCUAGACCAGGAAAAUCUAGUUAAGCUUCCACUUUAAAUUCUCUCUUAAGAAUGCCAGUAAAAAUAUAGAAGCACUUGCAAAGGAUUCAUUUGGAAACUACUUGGCUUUUUAACCAUUAAAACUUUGAAAUAAUAAUACUCAACAGUUGGAAUAUGCCAAAUUGCAACCUAUGCUAGUUUAAAUUGUGUGACGCUGCCAUGGUUUUGUCUGGUGUAUGAUCUUUUAUAAAUGCUAAAUAGUUCUGCAGCACCAUUAAAAUUAAUGACCGAACAAAACGUAAAAUAUUUUUUUUUAAACCCAGUUCAUCCAGAAUUGCAAUGUUUGAAAACUUCUCGUAUUGCCCUUAUUUUUAAAAAAAUGCACAAGUAUGAUUUUAGUCUAACCAUAACAUCGAUUUGAAUGAACAAAUCCACCCAUGGCUAUACAUAUCAAACAUUUAAAAUCUACCGUAAAAGGACCAUUGCUCCAGUGUCAAAUAACGGAAUGAUUUCUCCAGUAAAAAACGCGUAUUAACGAUAACCGUGAUGUAAACUCAUCACUGGGUGCGCUUCGUUGGAAUAAAAAAAAAAAAUAGGAAUCGGUCUGGUCCGUAUAGCCUUUCCCCGCAAAUGGAACACACCGUUGCCCCCCUAAACAUUCUUGUCGACGCGUCUGUGCGAGGCUGUACCCCUGUUGUGUCAAACGUGGGCAUGUGACAGCGACUGGCUGGAGGUGGUGGUUGCUUGCUUUGCAUUGGCUGAUGGCGGACUCGGUUUUUGCGGUUAUAUUUAGCUAUUGGUUCACACUGCAGUUCUCUAGUCGAGAAGCCUCCCUCACAGUCCCAGCAGUGACAUACUGAGAGAAAAAACCAAACCAGUGCAGGUCUGCGUCAAGCAACACAAGGCGUUCAUGCGUUACGGCGAGACUCCGGACCUGAAGUCGAAAAUACAUCAUCCGGAGGUUUAACAAACCCUUUUGUUUGCGGAGCUCUUUCCCCCCGAGACGCAGGACAUUUCAAGUUUGAACAACACUGCGCCCAAUAGCCGACUCGCAAGGUUCUGCAAAUGGCCAGUCCCGGUUUUGAUAUUGGGCGAAAUUCACACCAACAACAUCAGCAUCAGCAGUCUGAAUCGGCUCCCGAACCAGCUUUUCAAGAGGCGCAAAAAUGGAUCGAGGGGGUGACCGGCCGGUGCUUUGGUGAAAGGGAUUUUAGGAGCAGCCUGGAGAACGGGAUUCUGCUGUGCGAGCUCCUCAGCUCUAUUAAACCAGGACUGGUGAAAAAGAUAAACCGGCUUCCCACUCCCAUCGCUGGACUGGAUAACCUGUCUCUGUUUCUGCGGGGAUGUGAGAGCCUGGGUCUGAAGGGCACUCAGCUGUUUGAUCCUGGAGACCUGCAGGACACGUCCGUGCGAGCCAACCUCAGGGGCUCAGACUGCAGCAGAAAGCUGAAGAAUGUUUUAAUCACGAUAUACUGGCUGGGGAAGGCGGCUCAGAACAGCACAGAGUACAGCGGGCCCACACUGGACCUGAAGGUGUUCGAAGGGCUGCUGUCCCAGAUGAAAAAGGAGUCUGAGGACACUGAGAACCCGAAGAGGAACAUUGGGGACAGCGGUUACAUAGACGGUUGUGACGCGGAGCGCAGUGAUUCGCUCUCGCCCCCUCGCCACGGGCGCGACGACUCCUUCGACAGCCUGGACUCGCUCGGCUCGCGCUCACGGCAGACCCCCUCCCCCGACGUGGUGAUCCGGGCCUGCAGCGAGGGCCGCGGCAGCGACUCGGAGUCCGACGCGCCCCCCCGGAAGCUUCCGGACGUGCGGAAGGACGACAUGCUCACCCGCCGCACCUCCAGCAACGAGCCGCGCUCCACCGUGCCCUUCAACCAGUACCUGCCCAAUAAGAGCAACCCCGGCGCCUACAUCCCCACCCCCCUGCGCAAGAAGAGGGCGGAGCGGGAGGAGGGGCGGGCCGGAGGAAGCACGGCCACCUCCCCUACUGGGGGAGAGAGACCGUUCAGCCACCCUGAGACCAUCCUGGAGGAGGGUUCUGUGUUGAAGGAGGGUCAGGUCCCGUUUAAGAGGCUGGUGGGGCCAAAGAUAGAGGCGGGACACGUCCGGCAGAAAACGGUCACCUGGGGCGGGGAGAGCCGGGCAGAGCCAGGCCCGUGGGAGGGGCAAGAGGAGCAGGAAGUGCGCAGGAUGCAGAAGCUGGAGAAGGCGGGGAUCCGCGUACUUCCUGCUACCGUCCGCUACAGCAGCCUGAGACACGUUGCGGGGGAGGAGCCAAGGGAGGAAGCCCCGCCCCCCGUCCCCAGCAUCGUCCUGCGCAAGGACAACGAGUUCCUGAAGCUGCAGCCGGAGCACGCCUGGGACUCCGAGGAAGAGGAGGGGGAGGAAGGGCGCCGGCUGCCGGACGUGCAGAAGGACGACCUGGCCUCCCGCAGGGCCAGGGCGAGCCGGAACGCUCCCAGGGUGCAACACUUCCUGCCCUCGGCCUGCAGCGGGCGGGACCGGGAGGAGUGGGAGGGGAUCCGGCGGGCGUGGCAGCAGGCGGCGCACAGUGAAAGUGAGGCCCCCACCACCCCCCGUAAAGAGAAGGAGGAGCAGGAGGAAGUGGGGCUGGGGGUCGCCCCCCAGGCCCUCCCCAACGUGGAGAAGGACGAUCUGUCCCGCAGGAGAGUCCAAAGCAGGCCCCUCCCCCUCAGAGACCCCCUGCAGACCUUUGUGCAGGCCUCCAUCACCCCGUCCGACCUGGAGAAGUGGCAGCGCCUCAAGAUGACCACCGAGCCCAGUGAGACCCCUCCCCCUGAGACGUCCCACGCUGCCCCCCGUAAAGAGAAGGAGGAGCAGGAGGAAGUGGGGCAGGCGGUCGCCCCCCAGGCCCUCCCCAACGUGGAGAAGGACGAUCUGUCCCGCAGGAGAAUCCAAAGCAGGCCCCUCCCCCUCAGAGACCCCCUGCAGACCUUUGUGCAGGCCUCCAUCACCCCGUCCGACCUGGAGAAGUGGCAGCGCCUCAAGAUGACCACCGAGCCCAGCGAGGAGCCCCCUGUUUGCCAGGCCUGCCUGGAAAAGGGCACCCUGCCCCCCGCCAUCCGGGCCGAGACCGCGGAGCAGGACGACCUGGCGACGCGUCGGGUCCGCGCCCAGCGCAGCAGCGCCCCCGCUGGCCGGCAGCGCUUCGUGCACUUCGGCCCCGUGACCGAGAUGGACCAGAAGUGCUGGGAGAGGCUGAGCAUUGCGCGGCCGGGGCAGGAGGAGGAGGAGGAGUGGGCGGGGCCGGGGAGCGAGGCCCAGACCCUCCGCCGCCUCCUCGCCUCAGCCGCUGUGGCCACGCCCACUAUUGGCCUGAGCUCCCAGCUGACUGAGAGGCCGGCCAGUGCUGGGCUGAGCGACAGGGAGCUGGCCUACCUGCAAGCUGCAGGAGGCGGACCAGACCUAACCUCACCCUACGAGCUGGCCUACCGGGAGAACGAGGCUCUGGACCAGAAGCUGGCCCACUACAGAGAGCGUGAGGAGGAAGAGGAGGAGGACGAAGAGGCUGGAGAGAGGGAGGGAAAGCAGCCUGACCUGGAGAAAGAUGACAUGCUGGCACGAAGGACUGGGGCUUUCCAGAAGCAGAGUGGGGGCCCCUCCUUCAGCAGAUUCCUUCCACAGCCGGUGUCCCACAGGGGGGUCCUGCUAGUUUCCCCCAAUACCAGGGCUGAGGCCCUGUCAGACACCCCUAAAACCAAGGCUGAGGCCCUGUCAGACACCCCUAAAACCAGGACAGAGGCCCUGUCAGGCACCCCUAAAACCAGGACAGAGGCCCUACUAGAUACUCGCAAAACCAGGACAGAGGCCCUACUAGAUACUCGCAAAACCAAGACAGAGGCGCUGCCAGAUACCCCUAAAACCAAGACAGAGCCCCUGCCAGACACCCACAAAGCCGGGACAGAAGCCCUGCCAGAUGACUCAGAGAGAGAGCCUUUCACGGAUAGCUCUAAAAGUUGGGGGAAGAUGAACACCAGGAGACCCAAAGCCAGACAGGAGCUCAGGUGGGAUGAGACGACGUUCAUACACGUGCUCGUCAUUAACGCGUGUGGUGGAGUGCAUGGUAGGACGGCAGUGUUGCGAGUCACUGGUGAGAGUGAUCUAAACUUCCAACGUAAACUAUCUCGUGAUAAACACCCGAGACUGGUCUGUCAAGCCUUUUUUUUUUGGGGUGUUUUUGCAUGGUGGAAAAAGAGUGAUGGGCGUGCCUCGUGUUCCAGUCUUUGGCUCACUGUCCUUGGUAUGUCGUUCCAUAGUGUUGCCACGUCAACGUUUCAUCACCCAGAAACCCAGAACGUAAUGCUGCAUCUCCCAGGACCCCGGAAAACAGAGCAUCAUCACUCAGACACCCAGAAAAUCAAGCGCAAUCACCCGGACCCCCCGAAAUAUGUGGUUGCCUCUGCCGCACCUGUUCCUGGAGUAGCAGAGGUGGUCCACGUGACCGCUGCCUGCCUGGACAGUCCUGACGACCGUGGCGAUGAUGAUGCUGAUUAUAAAGAAGAGGGCCUUCCAGAUUUGGAGAAAGAUGACAUGCAUGCUCGCAGGACCGGAAAGUUCCAGAAAGCGCCAGUCGGCAAUGUUACGUCAACCUUUAACCUUUUCUUACCUGUGCCCGGAUCUGUGAAAUUCAAAUCUACACCUACGCCCGCCUCCAACCCCUUGUCUCCGUCCAUCAGUCCCGCAAAGCCAGAGCAAGACACGCACAGUAGCUCAAGCACCUUCUCGGCAGAACUAUACCGCCCACCCGUCACAGCUGCUGCCAGGACAACGGCUACCACGACAGCCUCCGUCACCAUGACGAUCCCUGCGGCCGGCGCGCCCGGGGAGAGUCCCGAUGCCGGGGGGGAGCAGCGCCCUCUGGUGGCCUGCCGAGGCACUGACACCGUCACCCCCAAACUUGCGCCCCACACCCUCUCCCCAAAACACACCGGCGCCACCUCCGCACCCCCCCUGCCCCCCUCCAGCACCCAGCAGGGCCAGGCUGGGGUGCAGCCGGUCAAGCCGUACCGAAGACCCUCCUGGUUAGAUGAUGAUGAUGACCUCCCCCCAAUGAGCGUGAGCAUGACCGACAUGCGCUGCGAGGACGAGGCCCAGCCGCUCGGCGACACACGGCAGGAGCUCAUGCACAACCAGUACAACAAGCACAGGGAGGACGAGAACCAGUGGCAGGACGACCUGGCACGCUGGAAGAACCGCAGGAGGACUGCUGCUCAGGACCUGAUAAAGAAGGAGGAAGAGAGGAAAAAGAUGGAGAAGCUGAUGGGCGGGGACGAUAGCGCGUCCCAGCGGAGAAAGAGCAUCAAGACCUACAAGGAGAUUGUGGAGGAAAAGGAGCGCAGAGAGCAGGAGCUGCGUGAGGCGUACCGUAGCGCUCGCACCCCCGAGGAGGCCGCGUCCGUGCUGCACCGCUACGCCCUGCGCUACACCAUCAGCGAGGCCGUCCUGGAGAAGCUGCAGCUGCCCAAAGCCACGGACCCCGCUGGGACUGGCCCCGCCCCGUCGCCUGGCCCCUCCCCCGUGUCAGGCUCCGCCCCGUCGCCUGGCCCCUCCCCCUCAACAGGCCCCGCCCCAUCACCUGGCCCCUCCCGCCCUUCAGGCCCCGCCCCGUUGACUGGCCCCUCCCCUGCGUCAGGCCCCACCCCGUCACCUGGCCCCUCCCCCGCAUCAGGCCCAGCCCCGUCGCCUGGCCCCUCCCCCUCAACAGGCCCCACCCUGUCGCCUGGCCCCUCCCCCUCUACAGGCUUUGCCCCGUCGACUGGCCCCUCCCCCGCGCCAGGCCCCACCCUGUCGCCUGGCCCCUCCCCCUCUACAGGCUUUGCCCCGUCGCCUGGCCCCUCCCCCUCUUCUGGCCCCGCCCCUUCCCAGACCACAGACUCCUGCACCGUGACCACUGCCCUGACGCCCAAGUUCUGCGCCACACUGGAGACUGUAACAGUGGGCCCCCAAACUCAGACUAAGGCCCCAGCAGUACAGGCCUACUCCCUGGAGCACGCCCCCAGCCACGCCCCUACCCGCGCCUCCCACAGCAAGCCUGUGCCUCUUCUGAGUCCCAAACCGUACGUCCAGCCCACAAGCGCACAGAUGAGCGUAAAGUCAGUCAAGGCUGACGGGAUGGUGCGGGUUAAUGGAGAGACGGGGGAGCCGUGCAGCAGAGUGGAGGCCAGUGUGCAGGGCGUUAGGGCGGAGUCUCUCUCCCCAGUACAGCCUCCUACCGCCCAGAGGAAGGACACGCCUCCCAGUCACCCUGAGCAGGAAGCCCCGCCCACACACCCCAGGACCCUGCCCACAAGUAACAGGUCCCUGGAUCUGGCUCGGAGUGGAGAUGGACCGGUCCUCAGUCCCCCGAAAAAGAGCGUAUUUGAGCCCACAGAGGGAAACGCCCCCUCGCCUUGGUCUCCACCGUUGCCAGAGGGCGUGGAGAAAGACAGCUCAUCUCAGGUGGAUCACUGGUCUUGGGACCCUGAUGAGGAACGGAAGCGUCAAGAGAGAUGGCAGCAGAAGCAGGAGCGCUUGCUUCAGGAGCAGUAUGAGGAGGAGCAGGAGAAGCUGCGGAGGGAGUGGGAGAGGGCGCAGAAGGAGGUGGCGGAGGAGGAGAGGAAGUAUCACGAGGAGGAGAGAAGGAUUUUGGAAGAGACGGUGGCGCCCCUGACACCCCGCUCCUCCAGGAUGUCCUCACCCACCCGGGGGGACGUGCCACCGCCUGGCAAACCCCAGGACGCCAUCCUCCCAUCGCCAGCCAACCUGGAGCGAAUGCAGGAGCUGCUGGACAAGCAGGCGACACGCCCAGAGGAAGUGGUUAUGGGACAGAAGGACCACAGCGUACAGGGGACAGACAGAAGAUCGCUCCUCCAGGCUCCAGUCCAGACGGAGCUGAACGCAGCUCCUCAGCAGAACGGCCAGAGCCUCCCUGUGGAACCUGCCGGAACCACAACGCCCCAGCGGCCUUUCAGCCCGAACACACCCUGGAGCAGUAUACAGACCCAGAGCCCACAGCAGGAGGUGGAGGGGGUGCAGAAGAAGACUGCCUCUUUGGAUCGCAACCUGAACCCAGAGCAGACACAGCCUAGAGGAGCUAAGAGGUCUGGAUCUUGUGACAGUGUAGCAGCAAACUCAUCACCUGCAUGCCCAUCUUCCAUUCAGCCUCAGUCCCCAAACAGGUCAGUGAGUGGGAAGAAGCUGUGCUCCAGCUGUGCCCACCCUCUGGGUAAAGGUGCUGCCAUGAUCAUCGAGAGCCUCAGUCUCUACUUCCACAUACAGUGUUUCAAGUGUGGGGUCUGUAAAGGUCAGAUCGGGGACACCAGCACAGGGACUGAUGUCAGAAUUCGCAAUGGCCUCCUCAACUGCCAGCAGUGCUAUCAAAGAUCACGUGCUGCGGGCCAGCCCACCACCUUGUGACCCGUCUGGGCCUCAUCUCCACACAGCUGAAGCACAGAGAACAUUUCGGUUUGUCGAAACCUUGUUUUUUUUCGAGAGAGACAAUCGCCGCUGGGACCCCAAUCAGGACUUAAGCGUUGGAGCACUGACAUUUUCCUAACUCACGAGAAUUGAAGUUAGAAUGACCUUAACUUUGUCUCGCCACAAAAAUAGGGAAAUGGUUUGAUAAGCUAAGAACUGGACUUCACUGGAUGUACCGUAUACCGACCCAACUGAUCUCUGAAUCCUAUUGUACCUUCUUGUUUCAUUUGGAAUUCUAUAUAAAACAUUAAUGAUGCAAUAUGGGAGUCCGCUAAUGCAAUAAUUUUGUUUCUGUAACAAAAUAUUAUGCAAAAGAAGUGCAUGUAUUUUCUCAUAUGACAAUACUGUCUUAUUUUCAGUGUGCAUGCUCUGUUAAGUGGCUGGUUUUUGCUUCUCGUUCGUUCGCAAAAUGAAGACCCGCUGUGUGAUACAAUGGUUCUUUUUCUCCCUUUGUAUCCAGUGGGCAUUAGGGUAGGUCAGCAAGGACUUAAAUAUCAAUCGCACUGGAACUGCUCCUUACUUUUAGAUUCACUAUGACAUUGCCAAUUUCUCUCAUGUUGUAGAGACGUGUGCACUUAAGUAACACACUCGUAGGGAUCUCUCAGACGUCCAGUGCAAGUUGUGUUGUCCAAAUUUUACAGUAUCUGUCUGUAUUUCGAUAUACUGGAGACACCAAGCCAAAACGGAUCAAAUAAUUCUGGCUCUGUCAUUUGUUUUUGUUUGUUUGUUGUGAAUGGCGAAGUAUCGCUCGUAUCCUUCUCCCUGUAAAAUGGGAGAUGGGUGUGCACAGCAGCCGGAUAUUUGUGAUUCUUUAACUGGACUCUAGUACUGCAGUCAGAGCUCUGAUUCGGCUGCCUGCAGUAGCGUGCAUGGAGGAUGCGGAGCUUUCAAUGGCUUUAGAACACUGAGUGUGUCUUUUGACUGGCCGAUUAAAAAAAAAAAAACAUUUUUGGCCAGGAGUUUUUUUUUUUUUUUGACUGACCUUUUUAAUUAUUUAUUUUUGGAAUGCCAGAGCUCGGCGUAGAGUCCGUUUCAUCUGGCGACACCUUGUAUGUGGAGCCCAGCUCAACAAUGACCCGCCUGCCUUAAAGGGUUUUACGAAGGCAGGUCAGAAGCUUUGGGUUCAUAUAUUUAACGAGUGGUUGUUGCAUCUUUAGUUUAUUUACAUGUCAAAUUUGGUUUUGGGUGGUAUCACCGAUGAUUGCUGUAACUUAUUUUAAGAGAGAAUGCAUGGUUGAUUUUGCAGAGAUGGUUUUCCCUUGACACCUUCAUUUUAAAUCUUAUUUCUGUUGCCGUCGAGAUGAUAUUAAACCUGUGCCUUAGGAAUGCAAACGAUUGCACAUAUUCUGGGAUGACGGGUCUGGAGAGUCAAUCCGAAGAUUAUGUUAUUUUAUGGUUAAUUUACUCUAGUGUGAGAUUAAUGUGCACGUCACACCCAGAGGAAGAAUAGGGCUGUUGUCGGGGGUUUGAAUGAUCCUGCUUGUGCUUCUUUUAACUUUACUUACCCACACGGAACAUCUAAAAUCAAAAAUGUUUCCAAGUGUAAUGAAACUUUGCCUUUAGUGCUUUGAGAUUCUGAUAAAUACACUCGAAAUUACCUUUUUUUUCAAACCAGCACCCUAUUUUCCAUGUGUAGCCAAUACAGUUAUGAUUUCCCAUAUCUGAAUGUAGAUUGGACAUUGGUGCUAUCGGGUUGAAAAUAUUACAACAUUAAGCUGCUGGCAAUUUCUUCUUAUUUUUGGUAACAUUCUAAUUGAACCAGAACCACUGUUCUACCUCCAGCGAACCUCCACGUCAUGGCCUGUAGAACCAUUUCAUGACGUAGUUGCAUAUGCCAGUUGCCCGAGAUAAGAGGCUGCGGAAUCGCCCCGCCCCCUCCUCUUUCCUUUGGAAAAUCCCCCGAAAUUCUAGAACGGAAGGGAUCUCGAACUUAAGCAUAUUCCCCUUUCAUUACGUUUGCGGUGGAAAGACCAUUUAGAUACUUUAGUAUUCCGUAAAUAUGUAUUAUGUCAGUGUUUCAAUUCUGCUUGCGUAUGACAAAAUUUUGAUGAAAUCCAAGUUGUGACCUGAUUAGGGGGAGGGUCAAUGAAAAAGGCAAUAAUGGGGCCUUCUCUGAGCAAGGGAGAGGGGCAUAUGUAAGCAAUGGCAACGAUAACACAUGCGUUUAAGUUCUGUAUUUAUUACGAUUUUCAUUUGAAAGCUAUUAAAAUAACAGAUUAAAUAAAUGUUGAAAUGAAAUGGCUUUUAUAGCAAUUGUAUGUUUGUAAAUAAAAUGUUCACAAUGUA
Messenger RNA from Anguilla anguilla (European eel), 9835 nucleotides. RefSeq lists its product as uncharacterized. Gene Ontology annotation, biological process: positive regulation of stress fiber assembly; regulation of focal adhesion assembly. The transcript is spliced from 33 exons. Gene Ontology annotation, cellular component: stress fiber. The record is from RefSeq and is a predicted model, not a curated record. Gene Ontology annotation, molecular function: myosin II head/neck binding. Lineage: Eukaryota; Metazoa; Chordata; Actinopteri; Anguilliformes; Anguillidae. Bases 1133 to 7489 code for a protein of 2118 amino acids.